AUGCAGCUCAUCUAUCGAGAACUGGAUGCGGAUAUUGUGCGUCGCACAAAUGCCGUAUUUCCUGCGCAGAAUUGCUUUGUGGAAGUGUUGCCCGGUCAUCUGAUCAUUCCACGCAAAUAUAUCGAGGUAGGUGAAUCAAUCCGCAGUCUGCCCGUCUACGAGGACGAUGUGUGGAUGGUGUCGUAUCCACGCACCGGCUCGACAUGGGCCCAAGAGAUGGUCUGGCUGCUGGGCAAUCAGUUGGACUAUGAAGCUGCCAAGCAGGAUCUACGUAUACGUUCGCCAUUGAUUGAGCUGUCCGCGCUAUUUAGCACCGAUCAUCAUCAGUGGGUGGCUGAUUCUUAUGGAAGUACAGUUGAGCAGGUGCGCAAUUUGCCACGUCCACGCUAUGCCCGAUCCCAUCUAUCCUGGCAGCUGCUUCCCGAGCAAUUUGAAACCGUCAAGCCCAAGAUUGUGUACACAGCUCGCAAUCCUAAAGAUGUGUGCGUGUCUUAUUAUCAUUAUUGCAAACUGCUGCAUGGCAUCAAUGGUGACUUUGAGCAAUUUGUGGAACUGUUUUUGGACGGUCACACACCCAUCGGUUCCUACUGGCGGCAUGUGCUGCCGUUCUGGAAGCGCAGCUUCGAUGACAACGUCUUGUUCAUCAAAUACGAGGACAUGAUCCGCGAUUUGCCCGCUGUGGUUAAGCACUGUGCCAAGUUCCUGAACGUCUCCACACAACUUGACAAUGCCCAAUUGCAACGCAUUUGUGAGCAUUUGCGAUUUGACAGUAUGCAAAGCAAUAAAGCCAUCAAUCUGGAGAAGCAUCUGCCCCAGCAGGACAUCAAAUUUAUACGCAAGGGCAAAAUUGGCGACUGGCGGGAUUACAUGACCGAUGAAAUAUCAACACGAUUUGAUUCCUGGUGCGACGAACAUUUCCGGGGGAGUGGCUUGACAUUUGAUUACGAAUAA
Molecule: messenger RNA, 951 nt
Organism: Drosophila grimshawi
Lineage: Eukaryota; Metazoa; Arthropoda; Insecta; Diptera; Drosophilidae
Gene: St2
Product: luciferin sulfotransferase
Exons: 2
Coding region: 1-951 (316 amino acids)
Biological process (GO): sulfation
Cellular component (GO): cytoplasm
Molecular function (GO): sulfotransferase activity
Source: RefSeq, a predicted model, not a curated record